AUGCGCCCCGACGCUAUCUCCGUCCUCGCGGCCUUGAUCGCCAUUGGUGCUCUCGACAUUGCCGCUGCCCAGGAUGCCGACACUUACGUCGACCGACCUCGCUACUACUUCCCCAAGGAAGUCAAGCGAACCAUUCGCAACAGUGCCCGGAGCGCUGAUAACAGCCCCGGUUCGUUUUUGGACGGUUUCUUCGACAACUUGAUUCCCACCCAGAGCUCUUCCAUUGCGCCAGAGGCUACUCCCACGCCCGAGACCACCUCAGCUGCUGCCCAGGAACCCCAGGGACACGAAGUCGUGGUUGUGACCAUCUCCGUCGACCCUAAGAACCCGGAAAUCACCCACCGCAUCACCGGAACUACAACCGUUGGCGGAGAGCCAACUGCCACUCUCACCACGACAACCAAGCAGACCGAAGCUGCUGUCGCUGAGGACACUAACAGCAGUGCUGCGGCCGCUUCUUCCAACACAGAUAACACUAGCCAACCGGCAGCGGCCGUCGCUUCAUCCAAGGCCUCGAGCGCACCCGCUUCAACCUCGAGCGACAGCAACCUGCUUGGUGACCUUGGUUCGGGUCUGGGUAAUUUGCUUGGCGGAGACUCGACAACUUCGACCCCGGCUGCCGCCGCUUCGACAGCAACUCCUACCGUGGAUUCAGCGGCCCAGGUCUCAUCUACUGCCCCCCAGGUCUCAUCUGCAGCUGCCCAGGUUUCGUCUACGCCUGCAUCCACCACCAGCUCUAACGGCAACAUUGUCGCUGACAUCGGCUCUGGUCUUGGUGGUCUUCUCGGCGUGGACUCCACAACUUCAACAUCUAGCUCGGCGUCUUCUGUUCCCGCUUCUGCUUCUGCCUCUGCCGUUGCUGACUCGACCUCAACUGCUACAUCUGCACCUGCCACCUCCAGCGGCAACAUCCUCAGUGAUCUCGGUUCCGAUGUGGGUGAUCUCCUUGGUGUGAACUCCAAGACCACCUCUACUGCCUCAACUGUUGCCUCUUCCGACCCAUCAGCCAAGGCCUCCACCACCCCAGCUUCUACUUCCGUUACCUCUAGCGGCAGCGAUAACAUCUUUGGUGACAUCGGUUCUGGCCUUGGUGGUCUCCUCGGCGGUCAGUCGACAACCUCCACUGCUAGCACAGCAUCUUCUGCUUCUGCUACUGCUUCUGCUACUGCUUCCGGUACCGCUGCCGCUGCCGCUGCCACGACCACGCCUGCUUCAUCCGCUACUCCCUCCUCCAGCGGCAACAUCCUCAGCGAUCUCGGUUCGGAUGUGGGUGAUCUCCUCGGUGUGAACUCCAAGACUACCUCUACUGCUUCAACUGUUGCCUCUCCCGACCAAUCAGGCAAGGCAUCGGCCACCCCAGCUUCUACUCCCGUAACCUCCAGCAGCAGUGAUAACAUCUUUGGCGACAUUGGCUCAGGCCUCGGAGGCCUCCUGGGUGGCUCGACCACCAGCUCUUCUGCGACCCCCACUGGUUCUAGCGUCCAGAGCCCCGAAUCAAGCAAGGCCAGCACAACCAGCUCUGGAUCCGAUCUCCUUGACCUCUUGGGUCUCGGUGGUGAUAACAGCACCAGUGCUACCGCUUCUGGUACUACCAUCCCAGUGAGCGUUCCCGCUUCUGCCACUGGCUCUGCGAAGCCCACCCCCACCUCGGGCGAUCUCCUUGGUGGAAUUGGAUCUGGCCUGGAGUCCCUCCUCGGUAUCGACACUACCAGCACUGGUCUCAUCCCAACUGCCCCCAAGUCGACUGGUCUCAUCCCUACUCUUCCCUCUAUCGGACUGGGUGGCCUUGGAGGAAGCAGCACUGCUUUGAUCCCCACCGCUACCAACCCCAUUGGAACGAUUCCCUCGCCCCACUCGCCCGGCUCUGAGCCCACCGCUACCUCGAGCACUGGCACUGGAUCUGGCGCUGGAUCUGGUUCUGCUUCAGUCCCCGUUCUGGGCACAACUGUCCCCACUCCUGGCACUGGAUCUCACGAGACCCCCAAGGUUCCAACUCCCACCUCUCACAUCGCUUCUAUCCCUGUUCCCACUUCGACCAGCACCGAAGCCAGCACUACCAAGACUCAGACCCCCGUGGAGCCCCAGACUACCCAGGUCGAGACCCCUACCCCCUCCACCACCAACGACAAUGACUGGAUCCCCUCGACUAUCUUGAUCGUGCCCACCGUUGCCACUACUGAGAGCACCACCUCCGGUCAAACCGCCAAGCCCACGGCAACCUCGCUCCCGGGAUCUAUCACUCCCUCGAACGACGUCACCGAGGCCCCGUCUGACUCCAUCCUGCUUCAGCUUGGUUUCAACAGCCAGCUGCCGUGGUCCUUUGUUGCAACCACCCCCUUGUCCUCGUCGCAGAUCUUCAACUACACUCCUCAGGCUAUUGAGAACGCUCUGCCAACUCUCUCGGCCAAGGAUGCUCCUGUCAUGUUCGCCAUUGAGCCUUACUACAACUGGCAGGCUACUGGCUACAACGCGACUCUUGCAAUCUUCUACUUCCCUCGUGACAAGGUUGAUGCCCUGAGAGCUCUCAAGUCCAACCCCAACUCUGCUCUUUACAACCAGGCCAGUGAAUCCAUUCAGUCGCUGAUGAACAUGGUUGACUCGACAAUUCCUCUUGAAUUCUCUGGCAACUACCCUAGCAGCAACGGUGAUUCCAACGGCGGCAGCAACACUGGUGGAGAUGAUGACAACACCGACGGUGGCAACAACACCAACGGCGAUGGCUCUGCCAGCAGCUCCAAGACCAAGGCCAGCUCUGUUGGCAUUGGAGUCGGUGUCGUUGCCGGUGCCGCCGCUUACGGUGCCGGUAUGUUCUGGGUUGCCCGCCGCUACCGCAAGAGAAAGCAGCUGCACCAGCGCUCCAGCUCCACCGUUGAGCAAAUGAGCCAGGGCGGUUCCGCUGCUGGCUCUAUGAUGGCCGCUGGUGGUCGCGCUCCCAGCCACGGCAGCCGUGGCACCGCUCGCUCCCAGAUGAUCAGUGCCCCCGUCAUGGCGGAAAACUCCCUGGGAUGGAACUAA
This is a messenger RNA of Penicillium salamii, 3015 nucleotides long. NCBI's taxonomy places the organism in Eukaryota, Fungi, Ascomycota, Eurotiomycetes, Eurotiales, Aspergillaceae. The record is from the annotation of a GenBank genome assembly.